Messenger RNA from Metarhizium brunneum ARSEF 3297, 2631 nucleotides. Its product is annotated as Sexual differentiation process protein isp4. Gene Ontology annotation, molecular function: oligopeptide transmembrane transporter activity. Gene Ontology annotation, biological process: transmembrane transport. NCBI's taxonomy places the organism in Eukaryota, Fungi, Ascomycota, Sordariomycetes, Hypocreales, Clavicipitaceae. The record is from RefSeq and is a predicted model, not a curated record. Gene Ontology annotation, cellular component: plasma membrane.
AUGGAAAAGUCAGAGACGAAGGAGAAGCCGUCUCAGGUUUUGGAGAAGACGGAGGCGUUUGACACUGUCCACCAUACCAUUUCAGAGGAAGAUGCCGAGCGUACUCAUACCGUGGAAGGCCACCUUAAUGCCACCGAAGAUGACAUUCUCGAGGCCAAGGAGCUGGCAGCUUCCAUGAGCCUGGAGCACGUCCGCCGUCUCAUGAAGAACGUGUUGGCUAUCCACGAUGGAGACCCCAACUUCCCCCACGUCACUCUGCAGAAGAUAAAGGAGUUUAUGGAUAAUCCCGCCAUCAUGGAGCACCCCGAGAAGCACGAGCGCCUCGUCCAAGAGAUGAAGCUCGAAGCCGCUCUCAUCACCAACAACAGUCCAUACGCCGAAGUCCGCGCCGUCACGGACAACCACGACGACCCCAGCAUGCCCGUCUCUACAAUCCGUGCCUGGACCAUCGGCAUCGCCUUUUCAUGCCUCCUGGCCUUUGUCAACCAGCUCUUCUCCAUACGCCAACCGCCCAUCCGAUUCGACACCAACAUGGCCCAGCUACUUGCCUAUCCGGUCGGCAAAGCAUGGGAGAAGUGGAUGCCCAAGAAGGAGAUGCGCGUUCCCUUUACGAGCCAAAUCAUUAACCUAAACCCAGGGAGAUUCAACAAGAAGGAGCACAUGCUCAUCGCCAUCAUGGCCAACACGGCUCGAAGCCUGCCUUACACGCAGUACAUUAUCUGGACCCAGGUGCUCCCUCAGUACUUUAACCAGCAGUACGCACGUAGCUUUUCUUACAUCUUCCUCAACGGCUUUGCCACCAACUUUAUCGGCUAUGGUCUGGCUGGCCUGACGAGAAAGUUCCUCGUGUACCCGUCGUACUGCGUGUGGCCCAGGUCCCUCGUCACCAUUGCCCUUAACACCGCUCUGCACAACGAGGAGAACCACUCCGUGCAGGGACCGUUUGGCAAGAUCUGGAACAUUUCAAGAUACCGAUUCUUCAUGGUAUCCUUUGCUGCUAUGUUUGUCUACUUUUGGUUCCCCAACUACUUGUUCCAGGUUCUUACGUACUUUUCAUGGAUGACUUGGAUUGCCCCUGAUAACGUGCACUUGAAUAUUCUUACUGGCAUGCAGAAUGGUCUCGGUCUAUUCAACCCCCUUCCCACGUUUGAUUGGAACGUCAUCAACUUUAACGAGACUGACCCCUUGAUGAUCCCCUCCUUCUCAACAUUCAACUUUGCUGGCGGCAUGUUCAUCACCGGCCUCUUCAUCCUCGGCGUCUGGUACACCAACACGUGGAACACGGCAUAUCUCCCCAUCAACAGCAACCGCAUCUACGACCACUUCGGCAAGCUGUACAAUGUCUCGCGGACCCUGGACAACCGCGGCAUGUUCGAUCUCGACAAGUACAGCAAGUACUCUGCGCCCUACAUGAGCGCGGCCAACUCGCUGCUGUACGGGUUCUUCUUCGCCAUCUACGCCGCUGUCAUCACGCACGUUAUUCUCUACCACCGGUACGAGCUCAAGAUGGGUUUCAAGAACCUUGUCAAGGGGCUACGAUGGAGACGCAACAAGAAGGAGAGCGAGGGCGAGCAGGGUAACGAGCGUGCAAUGGAUGGCGAAUACCUCGAUGUUCACAAUCGUCUCAUGGCUGCGUAUCCCGAAGUCUCCGAGUGGUACUACUUCCUUACUCUCAUCAUCUCUAUCGUCUUUGGCGUCCUCGGCAUCGCCCUCUGGCCGACGUACACUUCGCCCGCCGUCGUCCUGUACGGUAUCUGGCUGUGCCUCAUGUUUGUCGUCCCCGUCGGCAUCGUCGCCGCCAUGACGGGCAUCGAGGUCACGCUGAACGUGCUCGCCGAGUUCAUCGGCGGCAUGAUUGUCGAAGGCAACGCUCUGGCCAUGAACUUUUUCAAGUCCUACGGAUACGUUACUUGCGCCCACGCGCUGUCUUUCGCCAACGACCUCAAGCUCGCGCACUACGUCAAGAUUCCACCUCGCGUCACCUUUGCCGCACAAAUGAUUGCCACCUUCAUAUCCACCCUUAUUUGCACCGGCAUCAUCAAAUUCCAGAUGGAAAUCAGCGGCGUCUGCACGCUCAACCCGCCCAUGCGCUUCCGAUGCCCCGGCCCAAACACAUUCUUCACCGCGUCGGUGCUCUGGGGCACCAUCGGUCCCAUCAAGGUGUUUGGCAAAGACGGCCAGUACAAAUGGCUGCUGCUGGGCUUCCCAAUGGGCAUCGCCCUCGUGCUCGCCUUCUUCGGGCUCAAGAAGCUGUGGCCGAAUAACCGCGCCCUAAGGCAGAUUCACCUCGUUGCCGCUAUUGCGGGCGGUCUGCAGUGGGCUCCCUAUAGUUUCUCGUAUGCGUUCCCCGCCGUCCCAGUAGCUUGGUUCUCGUGGAUCUAUAUCCGGGGGCGGUACCUCGAUUUCUGGUCCAAGUACAACUUUGUGCUGUCGGCCGCAUGGUCCGCGGGCAUCGCUAUAUCGGCCAUCAUCAUGCUCUUCUCGGUUCAAUGGGUCGGCGCGGAGAUUGAAUGGUGGGGCAACACGCAGCCGUCUGCCGGGUGCGAGGGCACGGCGUGCACGCUCAAGUCGUUGGCGCCGGGGGAGAGGUUCUAUCCGUGGUGGGACGCGAGCAAGGUUCCUGCUCCGUAG